Nematocida major is the source of this 2166-nucleotide messenger RNA. RefSeq lists its product as uncharacterized. NCBI's taxonomy places the organism in Eukaryota, Fungi, Microsporidia. The coding region runs from base 1 to 2166 and encodes 721 amino acids. The record is from RefSeq and is a predicted model, not a curated record. The transcript has a single exon.
AUGGAAAAUAACCAGCAAUUCAACUUAUGCAUCCACAAACUGAAGCACGAGCUACUGCGCAAGAUAGCAAACCUAGAAUCCACAGACUCAGAAAACACAGUCCUAAAAGAACUCUCUUCCCGCAUAAAGGAAUCCCUCACAAACAUCCCAGAAGAAAAGCGUACUGAAAUUGAAGCAUUAGUGGAUACUUUCCUGCAGAAAGAAUUAGAUCCUGUCUUCUGCACAAUAGCCAAAAAACACGGUGAAGCAGGCCUGGAGUCUCUGGAGAUCCUCACGAAAGAAGCUAUGGCAGAAAUUCCCUCCGACCUCACACAAAAACUCUCCAGCUUAAAUGCAAAAGUGGACACUUUUAUUCUGGAGCGAAAGAUCGAAUACGAGAAGUGCAUCCUGAGAAUUAUAUCCGCAGAUGUGCCCAUGCUUGAACUUUUAAAGGAAAACUACGGGACUCUGGCUUCCUACUGCACGGAAAUCCUUUGUAAAGAAGAGAUGAAAAGCUUCAACACGGCCAAAAUAAGAGAUGCCCUGCGCAAUGUUAUAGUCCGUUUAAAUGAUGUAGAUGCAACUCUAUGCAACUUUAAACAGAAGAUGAAAAGCAGCAAGAUUGCGAUAAAAAGGGCUGUGAAGGACCAAGAACUGUGUACGGGAAAAAAAGUUCUAGAUCCAUACGGCUACGCUCCAGAGAAAGUCGUUAAGAUGAUUCAGAAUACUUUCUCGGACUUUUUGGGGCUUACUUCUAGCGUAUACUUUAUCCUGAAGGAGCUAAUGGAGGGCAGAAGAAAGUGCAUACCCACGAGUCAGAUGCUUUUGGAGAUGUAUGCGGUGAAUAGAAUGCGUGUUUUUUCUGUUGAGGAAAUGGCUGAGAAGUUGGAGUCAGCGGAGAAAGACUGCCUGAGAAUGGGCGAGGAAAUGUGUGAAGACAUAAGAGAAAUGGAGAAAAAGACAGUAGAGCUGAUGCAAAGUGUGGAUUCAUACUUUAAAAACAGGCCAGUUUGUGAGUCGAUCUCUGCGCUUGUGGAGUUAUCAGGUAAGGUUGAAGGCGCAAUUGAAAAAAUGCAGGGACCUGAAAAAACGGAAAUGGAAAAAUUCAGGGUCGAUUUGAAGGCGUUUUUGAAUUGGACAGAGGUGCUUUGGAACGAUUCCGUGUUGCAGUUAUCCGGAAUUUUGAAGAAAUUUGCCCCGGGGAAUUUGUUCACGAAGCAGUUGGAUGCUCGCGUGAGAAACGAAUUUGCACUUUUCAGGGACGAAUUUGAAAAAAUACAGGCGGAAUUUCCAAAUGGGGAAAUAAAGUCAGGUUACGAAAAUGCUUUUCAUGCCCUGAUAAACUACCCACGCGCAAAGCGCGAAAGGACAGGGCGAGUUCACGACAACGCCAUGAUGGUAGACGAGUGUCUUGCAUUCCUGCGAAAGAUUGAUGAGGGCGAGAGCGUGGAAGCCCGGGAUCUUCGGGUUGCAGAGUAUGAAAACUUUGCAAGGAAAAAAACAGAACCUAAACUUUCAGGUUCUGUCGAGAACAUAACGCGUGAAAGCCUGGAAGAUGGGAUCACCCAGCGCGAGGCUAAAGCCAUGCUUUCAUCGCUGAACGGACUCCGGGGAAUGUGCACUGAAGAGCUGGAAGAUGAGGCCCGAACAGAGUAUGAGAGAGUAGAAUUGAAGAAAUUUCUACAAGAAAUUGAAGAAAGGAUACGGGCUCUUGAAGAGAAACUUCUGUCAUUCGGGGAGCUAAGCAAGGAAACACUCCGAGAAAACGAGCUACGUCGUUAUGCUUGCCUGCUGGAGUACAAAGGCGAAACUCUUGACCACGAACUCGCAUUUGUGAGAGAAGCUGAGGAUGAAAUGGUCCCACUGGCUAAGGAAGUUAUGAGGGAAAUUGAGAAAACCCCGAACAACCCGGAGGUUAGUGAAAAUGCGAAAAAAAUGCUUGAGAAGAUUCUUGACGAAAAUCCAACGAGUCUUCUGACUCCGGGCUUUAUCCUCCGAAAUGGACACUUUUGGAUGAAGUUUUCAAAGGUGAUUUUUCAGCUCAACAAAAAGAUAGUCGAAACUUUGGAGAAAACUUCGGAAGAAAGCCGCCGAACUCAGGCUGCGAUCCAAAUGUUUAUCUUCGGGUUCCUCUUUCUCGUUAUGCCUCUGUCGCUGGGACUGGCGUACAAGUCUAGCACCUCGUGA